Molecule: messenger RNA, 1085 nt
Organism: Miniopterus natalensis
Lineage: Eukaryota; Metazoa; Chordata; Mammalia; Chiroptera; Miniopteridae
Source: RefSeq, a predicted model, not a curated record
CACUUCUCCCUCUCGCUGCCUCCCCUCCUCCCCCCUCGUUUCUUAUGAGCUCUGCUGGGCCCCUGACUCCUCCUUGGCCUUCCAGCAUCCAACGGCCAGGAGCCCACUUUCAUGGCCAGCCCUGGGGAGGCGCAGGAGGAGGAAGGGGAGACAGAGGGGGGCCCCGUGGGGCCAUGGGCAGCCAUGCUGGCGCAGGCCCAGGAGCUGUUUCUGCUGUGUGACAAGGAGGCCAAGGGUUUCAUCACCCGGCACGACCUGCAGGGCCUGCAGAAUGAACUGCUCCUCACGCCAGAACAGCUAGAGGCUGUGUUUGAAAGUCUGGACCAGGCCCGCACGGGUUUCCUCACUGCCCGAGAGUUCUGCCUGGGCCUGGGGAAGUUUGUGGGCGUGGAGUCGGCCCAGGGCACACUGCCCUCCCGGGCUUCUGAGGAAACCUUUGAGUCGGGCUGGUCCGAGGUGCAAGGCACGGGGGGCUCCCUGGAGGAGGCGGAGGAGGAGAGAUUCACCGCUGCGCUGGAGCAGCUGGGGGUGGCCCAGGCCCUGAGCCAGCAGCGCGCGGUGCGAAGGCUCUGGGUCCGGCUGCAGCGCGAGCGGCCCGAGCUGCUGGGAUACUUCGAGGACGUCCUGAUGCGUGCGUCGGCCUGCCUGGAGGAGGCGGCCCGAGAGCGAGAUGGCCUGGAGCAGGCGCUGCGGCGAGACGUGGUCGCUGUCUCAAGGAACAUGCAGAAAGAGAAGCUCAGCCUCCUGCGGCAGCUGGAGCUACUCAGGGAACUGAACACGAGGCUGCGAGACGAAAGGGACGCCUGUGAGACCAAGCAGCUGGUCAGUGGCUCCAGGAAGGCUCUGGCCUCGGCCCACCUGCCAGGGCCCACCUGCCACUGCUGCUGCUGCUGCUGCAGCAACUGGGCUCGACCCCACAGACACGGGUCAGGCCACCUUCCCAGUGCCCGAUGACCGGCCCCAAGUGACUCGCUGGGCGUCACCUGGAGAAACGGCCCUUUGAAAGGGACUCGCGGGCCGCCUGGCCUGCCUGCCUGCGAACAUGAGGGAGCUAACGCCGGGCUGGUCAGGCUCCCCUCUGCCCC